ACCGGAAGUCGAGGCCGGGUGCUGGCGAGGGACACACCGAGUCGCCGGUUGUUCGGCAUCGCUGCGCUCGCUCCUCCCUUUCCGGGAUGUCGGCGAAGAGAAAAGCCGAGGCCAUGAUCCCGGCCGAGGAGAGCGACCAGCUGCUGAUCCGGCCCCUAGGUGCUGGACAAGAAGUAGGAAGAUCAUGCAUUAUUCUGGAGUUUAAAGGAAGAAAAAUAAUGCUUGAUUGUGGAAUUCACCCUGGCCUAGAAGGAAUGGAUGCCCUACCUUACAUUGACUUGAUAGAUCCUGCUGAGAUUGAUCUCCUCUUAAUCAGUCAUUUCCAUUUGGAUCACUGUGGGGCUUUACCAUGGUUUCUGCAGAAGACCAGUUUCAAAGGAAGAACAUUUAUGACUCAUGCUACAAAAGCUAUUUACAGGUGGCUUCUUUCAGAUUACGUCAAGGUUAGCAAUAUUUCAGCAGAUGACAUGCUGUACACGGAGACAGAUCUGGAAGAAAGCAUGGACAAAAUUGAAACCAUCAACUUUCAUGAAGUAAAAGAGGUGGCAGGAAUCAAGUUCUGGUGUUACCAUGCGGGCCACGUCCUGGGAGCAGCCAUGUUUAUGAUUGAAAUAGCUGGUGUGAAGCUUUUAUAUACAGGUGAUUUCUCAAGACAGGAAGACAGACACUUGAUGGCAGCUGAGAUUCCUAAUAUUAAACCUGAUAUUCUUAUCAUUGAAUCCACCUAUGGUACCCAUAUUCAUGAAAAAAGGGAAGAGCGAGAAGCAAGAUUCUGUAACACUGUUCAUGAUAUUGUAAACAGAGGAGGUAGAGGUCUUAUUCCUGUCUUUGCCUUGGGUCGUGCUCAAGAGCUGCUUUUGAUCUUAGAUGAAUACUGGCAGAAUCACCCUGAACUCCAUGACAUCCCAAUAUACUAUGCCUCCUCUUUGGCAAAGAAAUGCAUGGCAGUGUAUCAGACAUAUGUAAAUGCUAUGAAUGACAAGAUCCGCAAGCAAAUCAACAUCAACAAUCCAUUUGUUUUUAAACACAUUAGUAAUCUGAAGAGUAUGGAUCACUUUGAUGACAUUGGCCCCAGUGUUGUUAUGGCUUCCCCAGGUAUGAUGCAGAGUGGCUUAUCCAGAGAAUUGUUUGAGAGCUGGUGUACUGAUAAGAGAAAUGGAGUAAUAAUAGCAGGGUACUGUGUUGAAGGAACACUUGCCAAGCACAUAAUGUCUGAACCUGAAGAGAUCACAACUAUGUCAGGGCAGAAGCUCCCACUGAAGAUGUCUGUAGACUACAUUUCUUUCUCUGCUCACACGGAUUACCAACAAACCAGCGAGUUUAUCAGGGCACUGAAACCUCCGCAUGUGAUUUUAGUGCAUGGUGAGCAGAAUGAAAUGGCCAGAUUGAAAGCAGCACUGAUACGAGAAUAUGAGGAUAACGAUGAAGUUCACAUAGAAGUUCACAAUCCUAGGAAUACUGAGGCUGUGACAUUAAACUUCAGAGGAGAAAAACUUGCCAAGGUGAUGGGGUUUUUAGCAGAUAAAAAGCCAGAGCAAGGACAGCGCGUUUCAGGGAUCCUGGUUAAAAGAAACUUUAACUAUCACAUCCUUUCUCCAUGUGACCUCUCAAAUUACACUGAUUUGGCUAUGAGCACUGUAACACAGACACAAGCCAUUCCGUAUUCUGGCCCUUUCAAUCUGCUUUAUUACCAGCUACAGAAACUGACAGGUGAUGUAGAGGAAAUUGAAAUCCAGCAAAAGCCAGCCUUGAAGGUUUUCAGAAAUAUUACUGUGAUCCAGGAACCUGGCAUGGUGGUACUUGAGUGGGUGGCAAAUCCUGCAAAUGAUAUGUAUGCAGACACUGUAACAACAGUGAUCCUGGAAGUUCAGUCAAAUCCCAAAAUACAGAAAGCUGCAGUGCAUAAGAUUUCCAAAAAAGUAGAUAUGGAUGUAUUUAGCAAAAGGAUGGAGAUCAUGCUUCAGGACAUGUUUGGCGAGGACUGUGUUAGUGCAAAAGAUGGCUCUGUUCUAAGUGUCACAGUGGAUGGAAAGACUGCAAAUAUUUCAUUGGACACACGGACUGCUGAAUGUGAGCCAGGAAAUGAAGAUGAUGAAUCCCUUCGGGAAAUGGUGGAGUUGGCUGCACAGAGACUCUAUGAUGCCCUCAGCCCAGUCCGCUGACCUGACUGACCAGUAUAUAUAUAGGAAACACAAGAACAAUCUUUUUAAUACUUGAUUCAUUUUCGCCAUUUUCAUAAAAAAAUAAAUAAAACUUGCCUUUAGCAAGCCAUAUGUACUUAUUUCCUGACCACAAAACUGCUUAGUUCUCAUUACAAAUAACAGAUGGGCAAUCUGUUAUAGCAACUCAAUUUUGUGUAAUGUACAUAAUGAGUUAAUAUAUGUACAUAUGAACCCAUUAAUGGGACAUAUGCACAUAAGAGGAGAAAUUUCUUACCCUGAGAUGAUGUAGUAGAUAACCUAAAAUGAUGAUAAAAAAUAAAUGGGGGAGGAAUCUUA
Trachemys scripta elegans is the source of this 2498-nucleotide messenger RNA. RefSeq names its product cleavage and polyadenylation specific factor 3 (gene CPSF3). Gene Ontology annotation, biological process: mRNA 3'-end processing by stem-loop binding and cleavage. The record is from RefSeq and is a predicted model, not a curated record. The coding region runs from base 87 to 2162 and encodes 691 amino acids. Gene Ontology annotation, molecular function: RNA endonuclease activity; RNA binding; 5'-3' exonuclease activity. Gene Ontology annotation, cellular component: mRNA cleavage and polyadenylation specificity factor complex. The transcript is spliced from 18 exons. NCBI's taxonomy places the organism in Eukaryota, Metazoa, Chordata, Testudines, Emydidae.